UGAGUCUCAGGAAGUCCUCUCAGCUCACAGAUGAGUGCUGCAAAGGUUGAAGAGGCUUCCAUGGGCAUGCUGAAGACAGACCUCACUGCCCCAGACUGCCUGCAGGAGGGAGAAAUGGGUAAAAAACUCCAAGCAAAAUGUCUCGGAAUCAUCUCCGCUGCAUCUUGUGUUAAACUUUACUGCUGCUAUGGAGUGAUCAUGGUCCUUACUGUAGCUGUAGUUGCUCUUUCUGUUACUUUGUCAGUGAGAAAGAAAAAACCAGUCAUGGAGAGCUGUGAACCUUGCUAUGCUGUAUGCUCAAGUGGCUGGAUUGGAUUUGGAAAUAAAUGCUUUUAUUUUUCUGAAGACAUGGGAAACUGGACAUUCAGUCAGUCCUCCUGCAUAGCACUAGAUGCCCAUCUAGCUCUAUUUGACAGCUUGGAGGAACUGAAUUUUCUGAAGAGAUACAAGGGGGCUUCUGACCACUGGAUUGGACUACACAGAGAGUCUUCAGAACACCCUUGGAUAUGGACAGACAACACUGAGUAUAACAACUUGGUUCUCACCCGAGGAGGAGGAGAAUGUGCCUACUUGAGUAACAGGGGGAUCUACAACAGCAGUGGGGAUAUACAUAAAAAAUGGAUUUGUAACAAGCCCAACAACUACACCUUACAGCGCCCACUAAUUGUAAAUCCCGGAUAGGGAAUGUGCCAAAGCAUGCGUGAGAAACUGAUGCUCUGUGACCUGUUAUCUACAGUUGCUCCUCUACUCAUAUCUACCAAAACUAUUAUCAAAAUUCAUCAGUAAUCACACUGACAGCAAAGAUGAAAACUUGCUUAAAGGAUCAUAGAUAUACUGCAUAGAAUUUGGAUAGAUGAUUCUAAAUCAAAUAGGUGUUUGGGUAUAAGUACUGAUAGGUAAAACUAAAGUAUAAACAAAUCUGUAUUAGUGAGGUACAUUUUGUGAUCAGGUAUGAACUUUUUUCAUUGGUCCUUGCUAUGAAUUCAGAGGCACUAAAAAUGUGGGGUGACUGAACCCAUGGAAGUUUAUUCUGUAAUCACAGGACAGAUAAUAAUUGGCUUGUGGCCUCCAAACAUUAUAGACAGUAUAGUCAUCAUUCUUUUAAAAAAUUCAAUGACCAAUCUGAAAGCAGAUAGAGACAGGAUUAAAAGCAAUGCUUUACACUAAGAUUUAAUAGCAUUGUCAAAUAAUUUUACACUUUACUUCUCAGAUUUUUUAAAAAUUGAAACAGACUAAGAAUAUGUUACAAACAAAUUUCAUUUUCCAAAUUUAACAGUUUUAAGAACUCCAUACAUGAUUAUGCCAUUUGAAUUUUAUUCUUUAAUAGGUUCUUUUCAGAUGAGGAGAUAGCUGAUUACUGAAACCCCUUCAGAUGCCUAAUCUUGCAAUCAUUUACACAUUGUUAAAUUUUAAGGACAAAAUAUUUUAAAUUUUUGGAUCAUGUGCUAUACUGUACUGAUGAGUCCCAAAAAGGACGAAAUAACAGUUCACAAACAAUUUCUCUGUUAACUUUCUUCUUACUUUGUAUAUGGAUUAAACCUUCUCACGCAUGCUAGGCAAACACCGUACUACUGAAAUUUACCACUAUCCCUUUUUCUAAAUUUUGUUUAAUAACAAAGUCACUCUGUAAACCCCAGAAGGCGAUAUUCCUGAGAUAGCCUGAGACAACCUGUGGACUUGGCAACAUAAUGCUAAAAGCUUUGACAGACUUGUGCUAACAACUUAGUGUGAGAGACCAAAAUGUGGGAAACCAGAACCUCAGCAACUCUCACCCUGAAGAUCUGGCUGACCCUUUGAUGGGAGUUAUGUCAUCCCUUCCUUCAUGUCUCUACUUGGAGCCUGGGACUGUUUAGAUAAAGCCAGCAUCACCUCCUCCUUCAUGUCUCCAUUUGGUUCCUGGGACUGUUUAGAUAGGGCCGGCACUCCGAGAUAAGCUGCAAGAUGUUUGAAGCCUGCAAUCAGCAUCCGCCCCAGAUGUCUAUCCCUUUAUCUGUACUUUUAUUAUACCCUCCCGAACCCUCCCUAUUUGUUUCUCAUUGUGUGCUUAUAACCAGGCUCCUAGACUCCAUUAAACAGACCUUGACAACUCUUUGCUUGGUCUCGCUCCCUUUUCUCUGACCAUUUCUCUUCCAGGCCUCAGUCCUCCUAGACCCAUGGAAUAACUAAGUCCUGCUGGACGGGACAACUUAGCAACAAAGCAUCAAGAAGUCUGGCAUGGCAGGCUUUCCCUUUAUAAGCACAAACUCUUAGUAAACUUUGGGCAUGAUCAGA
Mus musculus (house mouse) is the source of this 2271-nucleotide messenger RNA. RefSeq names its product C-type lectin domain family 2, member e (gene Clec2e). The transcript has 5 exons. Gene Ontology annotation, cellular component: plasma membrane. Bases 31 to 681 code for a protein of 216 amino acids. The record is from RefSeq and is marked validated. Lineage: Eukaryota; Metazoa; Chordata; Mammalia; Rodentia; Muridae.